This is a messenger RNA of Suillus subalutaceus, 1445 nucleotides long. RefSeq lists its product as uncharacterized. The coding region runs from base 1 to 969 and encodes 322 amino acids. NCBI's taxonomy places the organism in Eukaryota, Fungi, Basidiomycota, Agaricomycetes, Boletales, Suillaceae. The transcript is spliced from 8 exons. The record is from RefSeq and is a predicted model, not a curated record.
AUGUUCAUCCUGUACACGGAAAUUGUCGGCCAUUUCACUGUUGAAGAAUUAGAUCCUAUGGAAACGACUUUGUAUCUCUGCGGGAGCGCCUUGGGUGUUGGAUGUUGCGGAACUAUUCCGCUAAACCUGUCGCAUCCAAACCAAGAACUGGCGAGUGACCUUGGACGGGUGAGGAGGAAUGAUCAAAUCAUCAUGGCUGGCCGUUGCGCUGUCAACACUGGAAGCGCUGCAGGAAUAACACAACACGCCUGCCUCACCAAGCCCACGAAUUUUGCCCACACGAAUUUUGCAAGAAGACGGAAGCAUUUCUGCCCUUCGAUAACGGACAACCUUGAAACGAUGAAGCCUAUCUCCCCUCUGAAACCGGUCGGAUCAGAAAACCUAAGUCCUUGCGAGAAGAAUCAAACCACAUCUAGAGGUAUCCGAGGUAUGCUUUUGGACAGCCACAUCUUUGAAGGCGAGGUGCGGAAAUGGGCCAACAACAGAACAAUAAUCGCGUCACAAAUGCAAGCUCUCGAGCCCCGUUUGUCCCCCAUCGCAAUAGAGGAUAGACCCGAGCGAAGACUGACCCGGAUAAUUAUCUCGACGGCCAUCAUGCCGCGCAAGAAACGGCUCCAGUUGGCUUCCGCUAUACAUGUGCUGGGACUGGAUAAGAUCUCAGUUUACGGUCACUACUUCCUAGCUGUCGCCACGCUUGAACCCAUUGGGCCUGCUGUCAUCCCCCUAUUUCCGGAGACCACGGCUAACGAGACGUCGCACGGUGACCGCAGCAGAAGCAUACGAGUCCUGGAAUUGGUAGAUCUCCGACACUCUGGCGAUUGCAUAACACGUACCUCAGUCCCGUGGAUUUUCCUGCAACAUAACGCCCAAUUGAAAACGAGUGUGUUUCAACCUUCUCGCAUGCUCCGGCUCGAUUAUCGCGCGUUUAUCACGGAUACCAACUCUCUGCGUUGUCCUGCUCCUCGAUGAUGCGCAAUGCGCAAGUAUGGAUAAUUUUUCGCUGAGAUAUCCAAUAAAUUCGCCGUGCCCAUCGCUAGGCCUCGAGCCCUUUCGAAUACUCGCGUCGCUCGCUUCCAUUUCGAUGGACUAGAGUUCUGGGGUGCCAACGUGGCAACUUGAAUAGGACGCAUAAUGAAGUGAUAGUUCUUCAAGUUAUCCUUCGAGUCACUCUUCGCCACCGUUGCUUCCAUUUCUCGCCGGAAAUGCCUCGAUGUUGGUCCCAUGGUCGGAUUGCCGCUGAGAAAGAAGGACUAAAUCGCGCCGUCAAGCUGGGAAAUUGCAUUUGGCCGUAUAGUCGCCACCUUGGAAGUGGACUGCCACUCAGUGGGCCUGGUCGUUGCACAUAAACGGGUACCACUUGCACAUGUUCUUGGUUCGAAAUAUGACCAUUGGGCUCGGCAGUUGCCCUCGGAUGAGCCGAAGUCCUGUUCAUCACACCGUGGGUC